Messenger RNA from Lytechinus variegatus (green sea urchin), 5646 nucleotides. Its product is annotated as protein retinal degeneration B-like. Gene Ontology annotation, molecular function: phosphatidylcholine binding; phosphatidylcholine intramembrane carrier activity; metal ion binding. The record is from RefSeq and is a predicted model, not a curated record. Gene Ontology annotation, cellular component: cytoplasm. Gene Ontology annotation, biological process: phospholipid transport. NCBI's taxonomy places the organism in Eukaryota, Metazoa, Echinodermata, Echinoidea, Temnopleuroida, Toxopneustidae. The transcript is spliced from 23 exons. The coding region runs from base 919 to 4863 and encodes 1314 amino acids.
UUAAUUCAUAAGCAUCCCAAAUAGAGAUAUUAAGUCAGACUGACAUACAAACAACUUGUAUUUUGUGUCAUGGUAUCCACACACAAAGAAGUGUCGCCUUGUUCCAUUCAGUGUAGUAGACAACAUCUUAUGUGAGAGUGCAUCUCGGCUUGCACACAUUCAGUAGACACAGACUUUAUGCUUUCAUCAUGAGAUGUUAACUCACCUCAUAACACUACACUGCUGACACUACUGACAACAAAGGCACUGGUACCCAAUACACAAACACAAGCAUCUCCUUGCCACUGCUAUAAUUCCCUCACUCACUUUCCUCCACACGCACACACACAAAUCAUACACACAACUCUACAUCACACAUACUUCAAUAGAAAAACCUUCCAAGUCGCGAUUUCAUGCACACCCCCACACAGUCAAUGCACAGCUUAUUCAGCAUGUGUAUUUCUAGAUUCUGGUGUGUAUCUCCAUCCACCUUGCAUUUUCUGAUGGUUUUUGCCGCUCUCCCUCUCUCCCUCAUUCUCUCCUCUUGAUCCUUCUCGUCAUCAUCUCCCACUGGUGGUGAGCGUACCGUGGUACGUAGAAAUCGGUAACGACCUCCUCAUGGCUCGUGCCAUAUGCCCGGCUGUUGAUGGAGGUAUCGCGUUGAUUGUUUGGCUCUAACUACGUCGUCUGGGGUCGUUUGUUGGCAGUUCUCAUUCUUGGAUAUCUUAAAUCAUUACAGACUUGAGAAAGGCUGAGUUUUAGUUGUAAUAUCGAUGGUCUCUCUCCCUGUUAUUUCAUUCCUGUGGAUGUUGCAUUGGAUUUACACAUUCAUUUAUGUAAUAUUGUUUGGAUUGUACACUGUGAUGAAGAAGCACUAUCCCUCAACUGGCAAAAAUGCAAUUGAUCUGAUGUAGGAAGAAGAGGAGAGAAGGGGUCACCAUGCUGAUCAAGGAGUAUCGAAUCCCUCUACCAUUGAGUGUAGAUGAGUAUAGGAUUGCUCAGCUCUACAUGAUACAGAAAAAGUCUCGGCAGGAGAGCAAAGGAGCAGGUAGUGGAGUGGAGAUACUCAUAAACCAACCCUAUGAAGAUGGCCCAGGAGGGACCGGGCAAUACACACAUAAAGUGUAUCACAUAGGUAGUCAUUUACCAGGUUGGUUUCGUGCAAUAUUACCGAAAACGGCAUUACGGGUUGAAGAAGAGUCAUGGAAUGCUUACCCUUAUACGAAGACACGUUACACGUGUCCUUUUAUUGAGAAAUUUUCCUUAGAAGUAGAAACGAAGUACUUACCAGAUGCGGGUCAUCAGGAUAAUGUUUUUAAUUUGUCCAGUGCAGAAGCUAAAAGUAGAUAUAUAGAUUUAAUUGACUUUGUGAAUGACCCCAUUAGUAGCGGGGACUAUGUCAAAGAGGAUGACCCUCGCACCUUCCAGUCCAAGAAAACCGGGCGGGGCCCCCUCAACGAUGACUGGAGGGAGGUGGAUGAGUUGGAUGAGUUCUUGCCCAAGUAUGGUUGUACAGAUGUCAUGUGCGCCUACAAGCUUUGCAGGGUUGAAUUCAGGUACUGGGGUAUGCAGAAUAGGAUAGAGAAGUUCAUCCAUGAUGUUGCUCUGAAGAAGACAAUGUUUUUAGCUCAUCGUCAGGCUUGGUGUUGGCAGGAUGAGUGGUAUGGUUUGUGUAUAGAUGAUAUUAGAGAGCUUGAGAGAGAAGCAGCUCAGGAGCUUCAAGAGCGUAUGGCAGAAGCUCACAUGGAUGAAGAGAUCCCUGUACAGAACGUUCUCAACAGAAUUGAUAGUAUGGCAUCAAGAAAGCGUUUUGAGCACAGUAACGGUUCUGCGACCACUGCAUCGGAAUCCGAAUCAGAAAGCAGACUAGAUGAUGGUAGAUUAGAUUCCGUUGGUAGCGAUUUUGGACUAGAGGAAGCAGUAUUUUCAUCAAAAGAGAGUUCAGCUAAGAGUGCCGCUGCUAAGGCAAAGAGAAGAUUAUCAAGUAGAUUAUCAUCAGAAAGUAGAGGUUCUAGAGAAUCCAACAGCCACACGUUAGCUCACUGGCAUAUGGAUAGCAUACAGCAGGAUUCGGACAGCUCAGAUGAAGAGUUCUUUGAUGCAAAAGAUUGGCAGGAUGAUCAAGAGGAUGAUGGACCUCUGCUAUCUCAUUGGAGCUCUGAAGAUGUCCUUAGUCCAGUUUCAUUAGAAGAUGAAGCAGGAGGCUCUCAAUUUGCUGGUAACCUGCAGUCAGAUAUCACAGUACUCUUCUUGGUGCUUCAUGGUGGUAAUGUCCUGGAUGGUAUGCAGGAGACGGGGGCAAAGAGCAGUGAUAUCAACACCUUCAAGACUGCCUUUGAUGCAGUGGUGAGGGCGCACUUCCCCGUAGCACAGGGUCACAUAGCGGUCAAACUGGUGUCAUGUCCACCAACAUGCCAUGAAGCUGUAAAUUUGAUAACAAGCCUUGGGCCAUGUGGUGUUGAUGCCACAUCAUCAGCCUUUGACAACAAGCUGCAGACAAACACAGAUUUUGUUCCCAUCGGAGCUCUCUCUAUCAUGGCCACCUCCAACCCUGACUACCUAGAGUCUGUAACUGCUACGGUUGGUAGGAUGAAUGCUGCUUACCAUGAGUUUGUUAAGUCCCAGGAAGGCCAUGGAUUCCAAGGACAGGUGUGUGUCGUAGGAGAUUGCAUGGGUGCCAUCCUAGGGUAUGAUGCGUUAGCUAGGGGUACAUUUAUCACCCCACAGCAGUAUCUGUCACCAUCAAUCAGCACCAUGAGUAACUGUACCUUCUAUGAUGCACCCAUCUCCCCACCAGGCUCAUCCACGCCCCCUUCCGGCUCCCCUACCCCUAAUAGUAUCUCCCCUGCCACGCCCCCUGGGAACACCAACCAGCUCUCGCCCACUCCUCUACAGUCUUCUAUCAUCACCCAUAAGUGUCCCAGUAACAGUACAAUUGAGAUGCUGAGGUCCACUGAUGCAUUUGAUGGGGGGCCAAGGAAGCCCACUGCUACCAGUUCAAACAACCUCCAAGCAAUGCAUGAUUCUGGCACAAGGUAUACAGCACCAUCCCAUGAGAGAGUGAAGCGCUUUUCCAAUCCGAUAGCUUUCUCUAACCGUGACUCAGUGCAGAGCUAUAGCUCUGAUAUCGGCCCUGACGGCAGGAGAAUCAGCCUCUGUUCACAGGUCAGCAUGACCUCUGACAUGAUGCUACCAAAGGUCGAAUUUGAGGUCACGCAUUUCUUCAUGUUUGGUUCACCGCUCGGCCUGGUGCUUGCAUACAGGAGAUCACUCCAGGACUUCAGACCAACCCUGCCUUUAAAACCAGCCUGCAGUCAGCUUUACAACCUGUUCCAUCGGACCGAUCCCUCGGCAGCCCGGUUAGAACCUCUCCUACACAGCAAGUUUUCUGUAGUGACACCAUUCUCUGUAGAGAGGUAUCAGAAGUAUCCCAGGGGCGAUGGAAGGUCUAGUGGACUCAUUGAUGCUAUAACUACCAACAUGUUACUAUUUUCUGAGGGGAGAGCUGAAGGGUACGGUAGAAGACACCCAAGCGUAGCUAGCUCAGCCAGUGAGGCGGGGGAGACUGAAGGGGUCUUGUCUGGACCUGCUUUACACACCGUUAAUGCUAUCACAUCAAAAUGGUGGGGCAGUAAGAGGCUGGACUUCGCACUCUAUUGUCCCGAGGCACUGCAGGCAUUCCCGACUGGCGCCCUCCCUCAUCUAUUCCAUGCCAGUUACUGGGAGUCAACAGAUACCAUAGCUUUCAUUCUAAGACAGGUGUUUCACAAUGACAGUGUGAGUGUACACGCUGGUGAUGGGACGGCUGUUGCUAACUUCAUUCCUGCCCAGCCAAGAGAAAAAUGGCAGCGCAAAAGAACAUCAGUGAAAAUGAAGCAAAGUGUAAAUCCGAAUCACAGAGCUAAGGAUGUUGUAGUAGUAGAGGGUUCUCCUCAGAUGUUAGUAGGAAGAUUCAUGUACAGUACAUUGGACAUGGUUACAUUAACCGGAGAAAAGGUGGACAUUCAUAUAAUGACACAACCUCCCUCUGGAGAAUGGGUUCAUUUUGCAACUGAAGUAACCAGUAGUAACGGCAGGGUUUCAUAUACCAUUCCAGAAGCAAGAAGACUAGGUCAGGGUAUUUAUCCAGUCAAGAUGGUUGUCAGGGGUGACCACACAUCAGCAGACUCCUAUUUGACAGUCGUACCACCUAAGACUGAGUGUGUAGUGUUUAGCAUAGACGGGUCAUUUACAGCUAGCGUCUCUAUCAUGGGUCGUGACCCCAAGGUCAGGGCUGGGGCAGUCGAUGUUGUGAGACACUGGCAGGAGCUGAACUACCUAAUCAUCUACGUCACAGCUAGACCAAGCAUGCAGAAACAAAAAGUAGUCUCAUGGUUAGCACAACACAACUUCCCUCAUGGGGUGGUCUCAUUCUGUGAUGGCAUCACUACUGAUCCAUUACGACAGAAAGCGAACUAUCUCAAGGGUCUAGUCGAUCAGAGCAAACUGGUUAUACAUGCUGCAUAUGGUUCAAGCAAGGACAUUCCUAUUUACUCAAGCAUUGGUCUCAAACCAACUCAGAUCUUCAUUGUGGGCAAGGUCUCAAAGAAAUACCAAUCGCAGGCAGUGGUCCUAAGUGAUGGGUAUGCCGCUCACCUUGAUGGGGUAAGUCGAUGCUCCCGUCCUGCCGUAGGAAACGCCCGUCUGGCUCUCAGAAAAGGUUGCUUUAGCCUGCCAGGUCAAUCAAAGCCAGUUAGACCCGCCAAACAACCUGCAACUAGAACUGCAUCCUACCAUGGCAUGAGCCCAUCUGGACCAACGGGUAUUGGGUCCGGAUCGGGAGGGAGUGGAACAACGCGUACAUUGAGUCGAGCAACACAGGGUUCAGUCAAGUUUGAGGUGUGAGUAAUUGGAUGCUUCAUUGAGAUGAGUUUUUGAUGAGUGGCUUCUAAUUAUGGAACUUUUGUUGAUAUUAUGGCUUUAGCUGUAAGGAAGUGAUGAAGCAGUGUGAUAGUGGAGGAAGCUUGAUGCUGACUUAGAUCGGCACAUUGGUUUGAAAGUUGAUAAACUUUCAAAAGAAGUAAGGAAUGUGCAAUGAUGAAGUUAGAUGUGUAUUGCCUCGCUGGUGCACAGUAUUUUGCAGCAGCAACAAAAUCACACUUCAAGACUGCAGUUCUCUUGUUUCUCUCUGUAUUGACUGGCCAGCUUAUGCAGCAUGUCUGAUAAACCAAAAUGAGAGGGUUUUACGGGUCGGAACCAGCAUAGUCUAACCUCCUAUUGUUUAGGGGCUAUCAUUCGGCCACAGUCAUUCAGAAAUCAAAGCAGGCCAGUUUCCUCUUCACUUUACUGGAAGAACAAACUGUCAACUGAAACAUUGUUCUUACAUACAUGUUUAUCUUCAAGAAGUCGUUGUUUGAUGAACCAAACAUUUGUAAGUUAUAUUCUAAGUCUUACUGACUCAAAUGCAUUCCAAUGUAGAAAAGGAAAAAAUGUAAUUAUGCUACUAGAAACUAUGAUAGUUUGUCUGUGAUUUGAACAAAACAUUUUUCAUUUUCCUUCCACUAAAGCAAAUUAUCUGAUAACAUCUUUUGAUUUUUUUUAAAUGUUUGCCUCAAUUCAUAUAAAAUAUAAAGUAUAUUUCUGUUUUGACAUCACUGUGUACUUGAGCGUCCCCAAAUACUCCCUCCA